GACAUUCAACCCUUCUCUCUCUCUCUCUCCCCCUCUCCCCCUCUCCCCCUCUUUCUCUUUCUCUUGUCCAUCCAAUCAGUCUCCUUACAAAAAAACCACCACCAACUGCCCUGUCCCUCUCUUUCUAAAAAACUCAAAACACACACAUUCCCCUUCAAACGUCACUACUCUCUCUUUAGCAGUCCGCUGCUGCACCAAAACAAGAGAAAAAGAUAACAAACCCUAAAACAAAAUGGUGUUCAAGAACAAGCUAUUUUUCUCAUCUUCAAAGAAAUCAGAGACUUCAAGUCCUGAUGGAUCCAACAACAGUCCAAGAUCAAUCGGGUCAAAUUCACCGAUCCGGUCCGAGAAGAAAAAACCCGCCAAAUCUAAAGAUUCAACACCUACUACUCCAGCUAGCACUGCUUCUUCUAAUAAUUCUACUUGCAAGCAAACCCAAGUUAAAGAUGGGGUAAAAAAGAAAGACUCAUUUUUUAAAGGCAAAGAAACUGUGAGCCAACCUCGAACUCCUACCAAACCAGGGAUUUCAAAUUCUGGGUCGGAUUUAAAAUCCAAAAAAGGUGGUGUCUUGGUUGAUAAUAAGGAGAAAGAAGCAGAAAAGUAUUCUGUUUCGCCGAUUUUAGCUUCAUCUUUGGGGUUGAAUAGGAUCAAAACAAGAUCAGGGCCAUUGCCACAAGAGACUUUCUUUAGUUUUAAAGGUGAUAAAGGGAGUGGUGUAUUGGGGUCUAGUAAUUUGUCAAGGCCUAGUGCUAGUAGUGGGGAUGGGGGGUCGAGUUCGAAUUCAAGUUCUUUAGGGUCAGGAAAGAAGAAGGAAGGAAUAUUGGGGCAGAGUAAGUUGAGGGUGUUUCAAGAGAGUGGUAACGGAGGUGAUAAUUCGGAUAGUAUGUCUACUGGAAGUGGAGGACAGUCUAGAGAAGUUAGUCCGAAUUUGCAGGCAAGAACUAGGUUGCAAAGUGGAGAGUCAUCAAGCGAAGCAGGUCAACAUAAUUCAUCACGGGGUCACUCUGGAGGCUUACGAAGUUCUGAUGCUAUCACACCUGAGACUUAUGAUUGUGAAAACCCAAAGGAAUCUGAAUCUCCCAGGUUUCAAGCAAUACUCCGUUUGACAAGUGCCCCUAGAAAGAGGUUUCCUGCUGACAUAAAAAGUUUCUCACAUGAAUUAAAUUCCAAAGGUGUACGGCCUUUCCCAUUUUGGAAGCCUCGAGGGCUAAAUAACUUGGAGGAAAUCUUGGUUGUCAUACGUGCAAAAUUUGACAAAGCAAAGGAAGAAGUGAAUUCUGACCUGGCUAUCUUUGCAGCGGAUCUGGUUGGAAUUCUUGAAAAAAAUGCGGAUAGUCAUCCUGAGUGGCAGGAAACUAUUGAAGACUUGUUGGUUUUGGCUCGGAGUUGCGCUAUGACAUCACCUGGAGAGUUUUGGCUUCAGUGUGAAGUUAUAGUCCAAGAACUGGAUGAUAGACGCCAAGAACUUCCCCCAGGAAUUUUGAAGCAACUUCAUACCCGAAUGCUUUUCAUCCUAACAAGGUGUACCAGAUUAUUGCAAUUCCACAAGGAAAGGGUGCUGGAUGAGAAUGAAAAUGUUUUCGGGCUUCGUCAAUCUAGGCUUUUGCAUCCUGUAGAUAAACGAAUUCCUUCUUUUGUUGGUAGGGAUGGGAAAGUUUCUAGUGCUGCAAAGAAGGCAGCUUCAGGAAGGAAAUCAUAUAGUCAAGAGCAUAAGGCUGCAUUAGUAAGAAAAUCAUACAGUCAAGAGCAGCGUGAUUGGAGCAGAGAACAAGAUAUACUGCCAGGAAAACUGCUCUCUCUUGCUGAUAACGCUCUUAAGAGUGACGAGUCUCCCACAGGCAGGGAUCGGAUAUCUUCUUGGAAGCCACUCCCAUCUCCUCCUGGCAAAAGCACAAAGGAAGUUGUUCCUGUAGAGGAGCAGAAUGACAGUAAGAUUGAACCUUUGAAAACUUCAAAUGACAGGAGAGGAGCCUCUGACGUGCAUCUGGCUGCUGCAAAGGUUUCUGACCUUCCAAUGGUGAAAGAUGUGCAUGAAAAUUCUACGAAGCACCAACCUAAAAUUUCUUGGGGAAACUGGGGCGAUCAGCAGAAUAUUGCUGAUGAGAGUUCAAUAAUUUGUCGCAUUUGUGAGGAGGAAGUUCCGACUUUACAUGUAGAAGAUCAUUUAAGAAUUUGUGCAAUUGCAGAUCGAUGUGAUCAGAAGGGUCUAAGUGUCAACGAGCGCUUGAUCAGAAUUUCCGAAACACUUGAGAAGAUGAUAGUCCAGAAGGAUAUUCAUCAUGCAGUGGGAAGCCCAGACGUUGCUAAAGUAUCAAAUUCUAGUGUGACUGAAGAAUCUGAUGUUCUCUCUCCAAAACUCAGUGAUUGGUCUCAUAGAGGGUCAGAGGACAUGCUUGACUGCUUCCCUGAAGCUGACAAUGCUGUUUUUAUGGAUGACCUGAAAGGGUUGCCUUCCAUGUCAUGUAAAACCCGAUUUGGUCCCAAGUCUGAUCAAGGAAUGGCCACAUCAUCAGCUGGUAGCAUGACUCCUAGAUCUCCAUUAUUGACACCAAAGACCAGUCAUAUAGACUUGCUUUUAGCAGGGAAGAGUGCUUUUUCCGAGCAUGAUGAUCUUCCUCAGCUGAAUGAACUUGCCGAUAUUGCAAGAUGUGUAGCAACUACACCUCUAGAGGAUGAUCGCUCCACUCCCUAUUUGCUAACUUGUCUUGGAGACUUGAGGGUUGUCAUUGAGCGGAGAAAGUUUGAUGCGCUUACUGUGGAGACUUUUGGAACAAGAAUUGAGAAGCUUAUUCGGGAGAAAUAUUUGCAGCUUUGCGAGCUAGUGGAAGAUGAGAAGGUUGAUAUAGCAAGUACUGUAAUUCAUGAAGAUACACCUUUGGAAGAUGAUGUUGUUCGAAGCUUGAGAACAAGUCCAAUACAUUCUUCUAAGGAUCGUACCUCCAUAGAUGACUUCGAGAUAAUAAAACCAAUAAGUCGUGGGGCAUUUGGAAGGGUGUUUUUAGCUAAAAAGAGAGCAACAGGAGACCUUUUUGCCAUAAAGGUUCUUAAAAAGGCUGAUAUGAUCCGCAAGAAUGCUGUUGAAAGUAUACUAGCAGAACGAGAUAUUUUAAUUUCAGUCCGCAAUCCCUUUGUGGUUCGCUUCUUCUAUUCAUUUACUUGUCGUGAGAAUUUGUAUCUUGUGAUGGAGUAUUUGAAUGGUGGCGAUCUGUAUUCAUUGUUGAGAAAUUUGGGCUGCUUAGAUGAAGAUGUUGCUCGUGUAUACAUUGCAGAAGUUGUGCUCGCUUUGGAAUAUUUGCACUCACUGCGUGUAGUUCAUCGUGAUUUGAAGCCAGAUAAUUUGUUGAUUGCACAUGAUGGACAUAUCAAGCUGACAGACUUUGGUCUUUCCAAGGUUGGUCUCAUCAAUAGCACCGAUGAUUUAUCUGGUCCAGCAGUUAGCGGGACUUCCAUGCUUGUGGAUGAUGAACCUCAACUAUCUACUUCCGAGCAUCAGCGAGAAAGGCGGAAAAAACGUUCUGCUGUGGGCACACCUGAUUAUCUUGCACCAGAGAUUCUUCUGGGAACAGGACAUGGAACAACUGCUGAUUGGUGGUCUGUGGGUGUUAUUUUAUUUGAAUUGAUUGUUGGUAUUCCACCCUUUAAUGCAGAGCAUCCCCAGACGAUAUUUGAUAAUAUUCUCAACUGUAAGAUACCUUGGCCACGGGUGCCUGAGGAAAUGAGUCCUGAAGCACAGGAUCUAAUUGAUAGAUUAUUAACUGAAGAUCCUUACCAGAGACUUGGAGCUGGAGGAGCAUCAGAGGUAAAGCAGCAUGUAUUCUUUAAAGAUAUCAACUGGGACACACUUGCCAGGCAAAAGGCUGCAUUUGUGCCCAGUUCAGAGAGUGCACUUGAUACAAGCUACUUCACUAGUCGAUACUCUUGGAAUACUUCAGAUGAUGCAAUAUACCCAGCCAGUGACUUUGAGGAUUCGAGUGAUGCAGAUAGCUUGAGUGGCAGCAGUAGCUGCUUAAGCAAUCGCCAUGAUGAAGUGGGAGAUGAAUGUCAAGGUCUUGCUGAAUUUGAGUCUGGUUCAGGUGUCAAUUACUCCUUCAGUAAUUUUUCAUUCAAGAAUCUCUCCCAGCUUGCAUCAAUCAACUAUGAUAUUCUCUCUAAGGGUUGGAAGGAUGAUCCACCAACAACUAAUUUAUGACCAUUUCUCCUCGGUCAGAAGCCAGAAGAAUCGUGUUCCUUGGCAUUGAAAUCAUUUUGAACGUAUAUGGGGCAUCUGAUUUGCCAGUGUUGUUUAUAUACUCUGUACAUGUAAUUACUCUAACAUAGAAGAAAAGUUGAGGACUGAAACUGCUUUGGGAUGUGCUCUUUGUUCAGUAUAGGUAAUGCAUCCACACUGUUGGGGUUCAAUUUUAUUUGUUUAGUUGAGCUGAGGAAUAUUGUUUUCCAUUAUUUAAAUGCCCCAGUGUUGGUCUACGCUCUUUGAUGUGUGGUGUACUUUUUGUGAUUUUCGCCUCGUAUCAAUGAAAGAACACAUCCCUCUAUUUGAA
Molecule: messenger RNA, 4538 nt
Organism: Populus trichocarpa (black cottonwood)
Lineage: Eukaryota; Viridiplantae; Streptophyta; Magnoliopsida; Malpighiales; Salicaceae
Product: probable serine/threonine protein kinase IREH1
Exons: 18
Coding region: 233-4189 (1318 amino acids)
Biological process (GO): intracellular signal transduction; peptidyl-serine phosphorylation
Molecular function (GO): ATP binding; protein serine/threonine kinase activity
Source: RefSeq, a predicted model, not a curated record